This is a messenger RNA of Ceratosolen solmsi marchali, 673 nucleotides long. RefSeq lists its product as uncharacterized. NCBI's taxonomy places the organism in Eukaryota, Metazoa, Arthropoda, Insecta, Hymenoptera, Agaonidae. The transcript has 3 exons. The record is from RefSeq and is a predicted model, not a curated record. The annotation marks the transcript as partial.
UAUGCAUAUAUUUUCAGUUUUCUAAUAUAAAUAAAAUUAUAUUUAAUUAAUAUAAAAGAUGAGUACUCAAAAGGGAAAUACACACCGAACGAGGCCACAAAAAUACAAAAAUCAAUUUGCAUUUAAAAAUGCUUUGCAUGAUACAUCUCACAAUAAAAAAAAGAUUAAUAAUUUACAAAUAUGUAAUGUAUGUGAAAGAUGCAAGAAAAUAAUUGAAUGGAAAAUUAAAUACAACAAAUACAAACUACUAAAGACACCUGGAAAAUGCAAUAAAUGUAAUGAAAAGACAGUCAAACAAGCUUAUCAUACUAUUUGCACACCUUGUGCCAGAGAACACAAUGAGUGCCCUAAAUGUGGAAAUAAAUCUGAAUUAAUAAUACCAAAAUCGAGUAAUGAAGAAAUCAAAUUAAAUCCCGAUAUUCAAGAAAUGCUCAAGAAUAUAUCAGAAAGGAAAAGAAGAACUUUCAUAAGAUUUAUGAAUAAACAGACAAACCAGAAAACUAAAUUAAAAGAAAAUCUUCUUGAAAAAUCUGAUAACAUAAGUGUAGAAGAAAAUAAAUCCGUGGAAUAUACAUAUGAACAAAUAUUUAACAAAUUAAAAUCAUUGAUUAUAAAUGAUAAAAAAAAUAAUGAUGAUAAGGAAACUAACAGUAGCAAAGAAGAAAGAAAUGAA